This is a messenger RNA of Nicotiana attenuata, 2546 nucleotides long. RefSeq lists its product as uncharacterized. NCBI's taxonomy places the organism in Eukaryota, Viridiplantae, Streptophyta, Magnoliopsida, Solanales, Solanaceae. The record is from RefSeq and is a predicted model, not a curated record. The coding region runs from base 164 to 2191 and encodes 675 amino acids. The transcript has a single exon.
UGUUUUUUCAGUCCCAAAAAAAGAAAAAAAAAGAAUUGAGUUUUUGACCAGCUUCGCAGUUGCACUCUUCAAUCCUUCACUCCCAAUUCUGUAAGUCAACGCGCAUCACAUUUUGCUCAAACCCCAAACCCUAUCCCCACCGGGAUCCUACAACUCCGACAACAUGCCCCCGACCACCGUCAUCGCCGCCGUCCUCCUCCUCCUCCAAUUCAUAAUCACCGCCACCAUCUCCGCCCCAAUCGUGGGACUAGACUCCUUCCUCGCUCAACAAUCCCGGGUUGACCCGACUGCCACAAACGAUUCAUUCCUCUCCCUUCCUUCUUCCCUCAAAAAACACCUCGCCCACCCCUCCUUAAACAACCCAACCACCCCUUCUUCCCUCCUCUCGUUCCAACUCUCCGUCCCCAUCACCGUCAAGCUCGUCGGCUCCAAUUUCUCGUCCUCUUCCAAAUCUCAGCUCUCUUCAUUUCUCAGCUCCGCAAUUUCUUCCGAUCAGUUCCACGUCAUCACCCCUUUCUCUUAUCAAUCUCAUCAUCUCUCCAUUUCCCAUUCCCUUCACCUUGACGUGUCACAUUCUUCUAAUUCCCUUUCUUCACGUUUAUCUGAAACCCUCAAAACUCACCUCUCCACUGUCCCUUCAUCUUUCAGAUCCGUGCUCGCCUCCGUCCCGCACGAGAUCAUCGAUGAAAUAAUUAAACAGGACUAUGAAAAAGAGAAACCAAUUAAUGGGAUUUACAUUUAUAUUCUCAAUUUGGGCUCCCAGUCAAAACCCUAUGCUUACAGCUACACUCCUGGAGAACCGUCCCCGGCUUUCACCAAGUGUUUGGGCACUGUAUGGACCGGAAAAGAUCGGUAUUUAUGGAUUGAUUUGGGGGCUGGCCCGGUUGAUUAUGGGCCUGCGUUGUCCGGCGAUGGUGUGCUGCCACGUGGCGAGUUUCAUCCGUUUGCUUCGUUGCACGGCCGCCCCAAGUCCCAAAAGGCACUACUUUCGGAUUUGGCAUCGUUGGUUUGGAGUGCUUAUCAGGUUCUUCUUGUGCCGUCUUUGCGAAUCCCUGUCCCGUUUGAGAAUUCGUUAAUUGUUGAAUUUAUACAUAUACAUAGUAAUUCGGAUAAUAAGGAUAGUUUUGGGUUAGAUUGGAAGUUGAUAGAGAGGAAUUUCAUGGAUGAAGUAAAUGAAAAUGGGUUGUUGUUUGGUGAUCAAUCUUUGAGAUUUAAGAAGUAUGAGGUGAAUUUAGCAGAGUGUCCUAUUUGUUCUUUUGCCAUUUCGAGGGCUGCUACAUCGUAUACUUCUAGGUACUUGUUUGAUAAUUAUACUCUGAUUGUCAGUGAGUACCUGGACUCGAAGCGUUUACACCAGACAUUGUCUGAAUCGGCUGAGGAGUUUAGGAAGGUUGCUAAGCUUCCUGAGGAGGACUUUGCUGGAAGGAUUCUUCCGGUUUAUGUUUUUGAUUUGGACGUUAAUACGAUUCUGUUGCUUGAUCGUUAUCAUCAGUCCGUGGCCUUUAAGGAUAUGGUUAUUGCAGUCAGGACGAAGAGUACGCAGACUGUGAGUGAUUAUAGCUGUAAUGGGCGUCAUGUGUUUACACAGACUCGCGAGUUGGAGAGACCCCUUGUAGGUUCCAUCUUACAGAGCAUGUGGGGUGUUUCCCCGACACAUAUGGUAUGGAGCCCAAGACACAACAGUACUCUAGUUGACUAUACGUGGAGCGUUGGGCAGACACCAUUUGGCCCAUUUUCAGAGGUUUCUUCCUUGUCGUUUGUCCAGAAGGAUGCUGCGAGGAGAAAUGUGUUGUUGACAUCGUUGAACUAUAGUAUUACUAGUGCUCUUGAAGUUCUUGGAUCCAUUGCUGCACAUGGAGGGGAGAGAAAGCUUCUGAAGCAUAAUCAGCUUACUGAGUUCAUGCAGCGGUGGAACUUGUUCAAGUACAAGCUAGACAAGGCAGUUUCAGCGUUAUCACAUUUUGACUUCGAAAAGGCUCUGUAUUACAUGAGGUCUUCGGAUCAUGAUAUUUAUGCCAUUCAUUCUCUUGUUUACCAUGCUUCACAAGAGCUGGAAGCGUCGCUAGACUGUUUCAAGGACCCACCAUUUCCCUGGGCGUCAGUUUCUAUGACUGCUGGAGUUAUAAUUUUCCUUCUGUAUGUUUGGGUAAAAAGAGAUAAGUUCUUCUCCAACAAGCGAAAACAAUUUUGACAUUUUUUCAAGCGCUGGAGUUUGUAAGAUCUGAGUUGAUACAACACCCGUAUCUAUGAGUAGCAUGCUGGCUGUAAGCUCUGAAAUUAGAAUUUGUUUUGUUAAGAAAAGGUACUGCAGUUUAAAUUAGCACAGAACAUCUUGAUUAUUGUGUGGAUUUUCUUAGGAGUGUCAGGAUCAUGCUUGCCAAUUGGAUCAUAGGAGCUUUUUGGUCUAACGUCCUAUGGAUGUUCAUUGAAGAGUUAAUAGAUUAUAAACUCAUCAUCUAACUUUUAGCUUAUCAAAAAAAAAAACUUAAUUGUCAACUUACUCCCAUGUGUAAUUGAUUUUCCGACAAGGAAGAGUUUUAAUUUUU